Messenger RNA from Coregonus clupeaformis (lake whitefish), 969 nucleotides. Its product is annotated as pancreatic secretory granule membrane major glycoprotein GP2-like. Gene Ontology annotation, biological process: neutrophil migration. NCBI's taxonomy places the organism in Eukaryota, Metazoa, Chordata, Actinopteri, Salmoniformes, Salmonidae. The transcript has 6 exons. The record is from RefSeq and is a predicted model, not a curated record. Bases 1 to 969 code for a protein of 322 amino acids. Gene Ontology annotation, cellular component: cell surface; apical plasma membrane.
AUGACAAAAUCACCAGUAGAUGUCACCUCGACAAAAACACCAGUAGACAACAAUCGCAUCGACAACAACAACGCAGUCACAGGUUGCCAUGACUACGCCCAAAAAGCCAUGUGUGGUACCUGCAGAGCGGGGGAGACCUGCGUGAGCAAUGAUGGCGUCACCUGGUGGUGUGAGAGAUCAGCCUGUUUUGCUCCGCCCAGAGGUGGUGUGUGGCGGAGCCUGAUACAGGUGGGUCUCAACAGGACGAACCUGGAGGCCGCUGGUCUAGACGCCACCACUGCUAACCUGGCCGACCCCCGGUGCAACGUUCACGAAGAGCGUGACGGCAUGACAAACGGAACUGACGCCAUCUUUUCCAACAGUUUAUUUGUCUACCACAUUCGCAAUGUAUCAUUCACCCGACCCGUGAGCGUGCCUUUCUCCUGUGCCUAUCCUCUGGAAUCAGAGACCAGCCUGGAUGUGGCCAUCAAACCCUACCUGUCGCUGAAGGAUGCCAAAGUCGGUAAGGGCUCCAAAGUGGGCUCCAACAUGACUCUGUACCGCAACGACAACUUCACAGAGGCUUACCCAGCGGGCGGAGUCACCUUGCCGGUGGGUUCCGUGCUGCACGUGGGUGUGUCCGUAGAGGAGUCCGAGACUGAGCGUUUUGUGGUCGUUCUGGAGGACUGCUAUGCCACGCAAUCCCCCGACCCUGAGGACAUCAUGCGAUACUACAUCAUUCAGAACAAAUGUCCGACUGAAUUCCGUCAGGUGAGGGUGGAGGAGAGCGGCUCGUCCCUCAGGGCUCGCUUCUCCGCUCUGCUGUUCCUGUACCAGGGGGACUACCGGGACGUCUUCCUGCACUGCAGACUCAGCCUGUGUGACCAGAGGAGUACCUCCUGCACUCCAGUGUGCGCCAAAAGGAAAUACCGCUCUGUCACCUCCUCCGUCCCCCUCGAACCACUCACCAUCGGACCAAUCACCUGUUAG